Molecule: messenger RNA, 1610 nt
Organism: Salmo salar (Atlantic salmon)
Lineage: Eukaryota; Metazoa; Chordata; Actinopteri; Salmoniformes; Salmonidae
Product: prostaglandin E synthase 3
Biological process (GO): prostaglandin biosynthetic process; chaperone-mediated protein complex assembly; telomerase holoenzyme complex assembly
Cellular component (GO): nucleus; cytosol
Molecular function (GO): protein-folding chaperone binding; Hsp90 protein binding; prostaglandin-E synthase activity
Source: RefSeq, a predicted model, not a curated record
ACCGAGAUAUAAAAUCAACAGAAAAAGAAGAUACACAGUCCGCGAGUCAUAGAAACGGUGGCUUUGCAGUGUAUGGAUAUAGCACAUUUUUGUACAGCUCAUUGAAACGAAAUCCCCAUAAGGACAGUAUUGUAAAUUAAUUUUGUAUCCCUAAGGAGAAGGCUAUCACACAUCUACAACAAGACAUGCAUCCGGCGACUGCUAAGUGGUAUGACAGGCGGGACUCCGUCUACAUCGAGUUCUGCGUAGCGGACAGCAAGAAUGUCAAGAUCAAUUUCGAGGAAGCAAAGUUUGUUUUCAGUUGUCUUGGAGGAACUGAUCAAGUCAAACAUGAGAACGAAGUAGACCUUUUUGAAGGCAUUGAUCAAAAUGAAUCCAUACACAAACGCACAGAUCGGUCAGUGUUGUGCUGUUUACGAAAAGCUGAACCUGGGAAAGCGUGGCCUAGGCUAACGAAAGAGAAGGCUAAGUUAACUUGGCUCAGCGUCGACUUUAACAACUGGAAGGACUGGGAGGGCGACUCAGACGAGGAACUAGGCAACUUCGAUAAUUUCCCAGAGGGGGGAGACGGGGAUAUGGCAUUCAACACACAAGAAGCGAUGGCUAAAAUGAUGAACAACAUGGGAGGGGAAGACUGCCUACCUGAUCUAGAUGAUGUUGAUGAUGACGAGUCUGCAGAUAGUGACGAUGAAAAAAUGCCUGAUUUGGAAUAAAAGGCCUCAAAAUCCAGGAAGUCGGGAUGGAAGAAAGGAAGGCAGGAGGAAUCAUCAAGACUAUCUUGAAAUAGAAGGCAGUGGGUAAAAACACUGUACAUGAGUUGGUAGCCAUAUUUAAAUCCAGAGCUCUUUUCCAAUCAGUCCACUGAAGGUUAAUAUGUAUAGUGUUGUACGGCGCAGCAGUCUCCACUUCCAUUUGCAGUGCUGCACUCUUGGCAUAUCCUGUUUUACUAUUAAUUAUUACAAGUAAGCAUUCAUGAUUUGUUCUGAAGUACUGUAUAGUAAUCAUCCUCAACCUAGAAAACAAUACAUGUGAAGACAUUUAUGAGCAGUUGACUAAUGUUAUGAAGUGUAAUUAAACGGACAAAUGUUUUACACCCCCCGACUCAUGGAUCUAUGUUUGAAGUUUGUUGAUCAGGUUACAAUUUCUGUUUGGUUCCCUCUUGUGAGCUGCCUCCUGUGGCAUAUAGAUAGUGAUCAGAGAAACAGUUCAAAGUUUCAGUACCUUAGCCUUUAAACUUACAUGUUUCCCCUUUCCUCAUCUGUUAAAUCGCAAAAACAGUAUCAGUGUUCAUAAGAUUUGAAACUUCUGAAAUUCUGUCUUAAUGUUCUCGGAUAUAAAUUGUAUGGUACCAGUUUUAUUUUUUACUAAUUCCAUGUUGAUAUUUUCUAACAGCAGAUCACAUGAAGGUAUAAUGAAAGGAGGCUUGAAGCUCAGUUGGGCAAACAUCUGGUUGUUUUUGUUUUUUUACCUUCAAGAAUCUUUCCAUCUGUUUAGAGUUGUGGCAGAGUACAUUACAAUACUCCUGGGUCUUGUGUGGUGAGGGGUUUGAUGGGGGAUAUGACAUGGUAAACCUGUGUAAUGACCAAAUUAAACUUGUACUGUCAAGAAAA